AUGCAAAUUGUGGAAAGAGUCGAAGCUUUAAAGGAGGUUAAACUUGAGUUCGAAGAUAUACAGGGUAAUAUUGAAAAAUUAACGGAAGCUGCGGAUUUAGGUAAUCAAUUAGAAUUACGGCAUAAAUUCGAGGAUGAAUAUUUUAAACAAAUAACGUUAGCAAAACGAUUUUUGCGUGAACACGAAAUUAAAUCGAGUCCGAGUGAUUCAACAAGUAGUUCGGAAAAUAGUCCCGAAAUUCAAACAAAUGAGCAUUUACAAUCAUUAAAUAAUGUUAGGUUACCAACAAUAAAUCUUUCAAAAUACAGUGGCGUGUAUCAGAACUGGCUAGAAUUCAGAGACACUUUCUAUUCGUUAAUUCAUGAAAAUAAAUCAGUCAGUAAUAUUCAAAAGUUUCACUAUCUCAGAGCAUCACUAGAAGGAGAGGCGGCUCUCGUCAUAAAAUCACUAGAGAUAUCAACGGCAAACUAUGAGGUAGCGUGGAAUGCAUUAUUAGAUCGGUAUGAUAAUAACAAGUUGCUAAUUCACAAUCAUGUCAAAUGA
Messenger RNA from Diorhabda carinulata, 543 nucleotides. RefSeq lists its product as uncharacterized. The transcript has a single exon. The record is from RefSeq and is a predicted model, not a curated record. The coding region runs from base 1 to 543 and encodes 180 amino acids. NCBI's taxonomy places the organism in Eukaryota, Metazoa, Arthropoda, Insecta, Coleoptera, Chrysomelidae.